Messenger RNA from Etheostoma spectabile (orangethroat darter), 2075 nucleotides. RefSeq names its product kelch-like protein 36. Lineage: Eukaryota; Metazoa; Chordata; Actinopteri; Perciformes; Percidae. Gene Ontology annotation, molecular function: cullin family protein binding. The record is from RefSeq and is a predicted model, not a curated record.
AUGAUGAUGCCAACCCGGCCCCAGCAACAUGACAGUGAAUCCAAUGACAGUGAAUCCAAAUACAGUGAAUCCAAGGUGUGGUCCUUAAGGAAUGCUGAGGAUGUGUUGCGGGGCCUCAACAAGCAGCGGAAGCGCGGCCACUUCUGUGAUGUGGUGCUGGUGGCUGACAAGCAGCGGAUCCCUGCUCACCGGGCCCUGCUGGCCCUCUCCAGCCCAUACUUCCACGCCAUGUUCACCUUGGGCAUGAGGGAGCAACACCAGGAGGAGGUGGAGCUGGUUGGCAUGUCCUACGUCGGUCUGAAGACUGUAGUGGACUCACUGUACACCGGAAAGCUGCCAUUGGUUGAAGAAAACAUUGAACAUGUGCUGGAAGCUGCCCACUUUCUGCAGGUGGGUCCAGUGGUGGAUUUCUGCUGCAAGUACCUGGAGGAGGAGCUGAGUGAGGACAACUACCUGCACCUGCAGGGCCUGGCGCUGCUCUACAGCCUGAAGCCCCUGGAGACCUGCAUCGACAGCUUCGUCCUCGCACGCUUCGCCACGCUCUCCUUCACCCCCGACUUCUCUCACAGCAUUCCUUUGCACAAACUGGCGUCCUACCUCUCCAGUAGCCAGGUUCAGCAUGACAGCGAGGAGGCCCUUCUCCAGGCCACCCUGCAGUGGCUCAGCCAGACUCCUGAGCGGACGGCCCACGCCGCUCAGCUCCUCUCCCACAUCCGCCUCCCCCUGGUGCCGGCGGAGGACCUGAUGGGCCGAGUGCUGCCGGCGGUACGGGCCCUGCUGGGGGAGGAUGCCAGCUGCAGGGCCCAGCUGGAGGAAGCUGAGGCCUAUCACGCCAGGCCCAGCGCACAGCCGCUCCUGCAAACAGGGCACAGCACGCCAAGGGGGGGUGUAGAGCGCCUACUGCUGAUUGGAGGAGAGGUGUCAGACCGUGGAGAGGAGCUAAGCGCCAAUGUUUGCUGGAUGGACGGUGAUGAGAAAAACUGGGUGGUGGAAACGGCGAUGCCGUCGGGGCGGAGCCAGCACCGCCUGGCAGUGCUGGGGGGCUUCAUCUUCACUGCUGGCGGCAGCUCGUCCCGGGACAGCGGUGGAGGCGCGUCCUGUAACCUGCACAGAUACGACCCCCGCCACAACCAGUGGACCACGGGUGCUCCAAUGAACGAGCGGCGAGCAGAUUUUUACCUGGGGGCGAUGGGAGAGUGCCUGAUCGCCGUGGGGGGGAGGAAUGACACCGGAAUGUUGUCCUCUGUGGAGGUUUACCAUCCCGCUGAGGACAGCUGGUCCUACGUGGCAGAACUGCCCAGGUCUACUUUUGCCCAUGCUGGGACCAUCUACCAGGGUGUGGUCUGCAUCUCCGGCGGCCACGACUCCCAGAUCGGCCCGUACCGCCGAGACUUCCUGAGCUAUCCGUCCCGGUACGGGGAGGUGUGGGCCGAACAGCAGCCCAUGUCUGUGGCCCGGGGCUGGCAUUGCAUGGCCUCCCUUAACCACCUCAUCUACGCCAUUGGGGGCAGCGAUGACAACGCAGACACCACUGAGCGCUUCGACAUCCUGGAAGUGGAAUCUUUCAGCCCUCACAGCAGCCAGUGGACCCGGGUGUCACCGCUGCUGCUGCCCAGCAGCGAGGCGGGGGUGGCAGUCUGGGAAGGCAGGAUCUUUGUGCUUGGGGGCUACAGCUGGGAGGGUAUGGUGUUCUCCAGAGCCACUCAGGUGUACUACCCUUGGAUGAACUCAUGGCUUAGGGGACCUGACCUGCCGAAUCGCACCGCAGGGGCAUCAGCAUGUGUGUGCACGUUGAAGCCCUUACCAUCAUCCCCCUCCCCGGAGAAGAAGAACUAGGAGGGAAAGGGGAUCAAAGGAAGAUUAUACCCCAUGUAGCAACUGGGAUGAGGGGCUUUCUCUAUGUCCAAAAAUACAGGGCCUGACUUCUGGCUGAGACAGAGCCUGAUGCAUAAUUCUGAUACAAAAUCUUUUUUUAAAUAACUUACAUAUUUUGUUAUGUCCCUAUUCAUUUUCUCACAAUCUCAGGGGAACUGCAGCAUCAAAAAAGAGAAGAGAAGUGGUAGUAAUGGUUACCA